CGGCGCAUCCCAUGCCGGGCGGGCAGCGAGGGAAGCGGCCGCGGCCGGGCGGCUCCGGCGCCGCCAGCCCCGCGCCCAUGGCCGGCGGUACCGAGCGCGGCGGCUCCGCGGGGCGCGGCACCAAAGGUCUGUUCUCAAACAUCUGGCUGUGGCGAGCUGUCACUGGUGUCCUUACUGCUGCUGUCAUUUUGAUUUCAUGUAUUCAGUUUGUAAAGCCUUCUCUGGCCAAAGAGUUUCCUGUGUGUCCUCCCCUGGACCUGUGUCCAUCAGGCUGGCUGUACUUCCAGAGGAAGUGUUACUUCCUCUCAGAGAGUGAAGCUGCCUGGAACUCCAGCCAGAGCCAGUGCUCUUCCCACAACGCUUCCCUGCUGGUCAUCGAGAAUCAUCAGGAGCUGAGGUUUAUGAUGAAGAUAACAAAGCAAGACCCAUGGAUUGGACUCUAUAAAAGAAAUGAAGAGUUCUUUUGGGUAAAUGGAAAAGCAUUAGACAAUGAACUGUUUGAAGUAAAAGGCUCUGGCAGCUGUGCCUAUCUGGAGUCCAAAGGAGUCUCAGCCUCAGGAUGUUACUUAACCAGGAAAUGGGUCUGCAGCUUGAAUAUCAACUCAGCACAAUAAAGCUCUUUCAGAGGUUUAACCAUGUCUGCAGUGAAGGGGUGAAGCAGGAGGCAGGAUCUACUCACACUGCUUGGCUUGUAUGGCCACAACUCCCAGCAGGAUGAGCACGAGGACUGCCAGGACCAGCGCCACGUAGAACCAGGCUGAGAACCUGUGCUGGCAGCCUGCAGGGAGGCAGGAGGAAGAGCAGCUUAAGGUCCUGGCACUCUUAAACUUAACACUGGGGAAACAGAGAAAUCAUCUGCCUAAAAUCACUCUACUGUCAGGAGGA
This is a messenger RNA of Onychostruthus taczanowskii (white-rumped snowfinch), 885 nucleotides long. Its product is annotated as C-type lectin domain family 2 member B-like. Bases 12 to 614 code for a protein of 200 amino acids. Lineage: Eukaryota; Metazoa; Chordata; Aves; Passeriformes; Passeridae. The transcript has 6 exons. The record is from RefSeq and is a predicted model, not a curated record.